Metopolophium dirhodum (rose-grain aphid) is the source of this 1527-nucleotide messenger RNA. Its product is annotated as ras-related GTP-binding protein A-like. Gene Ontology annotation, biological process: positive regulation of TOR signaling; cellular response to amino acid stimulus; regulation of autophagy. The record is from RefSeq and is a predicted model, not a curated record. The transcript has a single exon. Gene Ontology annotation, cellular component: Gtr1-Gtr2 GTPase complex; lysosome; nucleus. Bases 297 to 1223 code for a protein of 308 amino acids. Lineage: Eukaryota; Metazoa; Arthropoda; Insecta; Hemiptera; Aphididae. Gene Ontology annotation, molecular function: GTP binding; GTPase activity.
CAGUAAACACUGAUUUGUUUUUAAUUUUUCGGAUCGGUUUAAUUUUUCAACGCUUCAAAUUGUAAACUCUUUCGUAUAAUAUUUAUGCUAUUCUGCUAUUAAUUAUUAUCGUUAACUGUUAGUAGUUUUGUACUUAUUGCCUACCAAAUUCCAUUGAAACUACCGGCAUUUCGUUCGUUUUUUGUUUUGCUGUUCAUACGACCUGGAAAUCGGUAAGGGUAAUAAUACCGACGUCUCGGCCAACAAAAAAUAGUUGCGUUUCGUAAAAAUCGUUAGCGAGCGUCGAAAGUUCCGAAAUGAAGAAAAAGGUGUUGUUGAUGGGCAAGAGCGGUUCCGGUAAAACAAGCAUGAGAUCAAUCAUUUUUGCCAACUACAUAGCCAAAGACACUAGUCGAUUGGGUGCGACGAUUGACGUUGAACAUUCCCAUGUUAGAUUUCUUGGGAACCUAGUGCUUAACUUAUGGGAUUGCGGAGGACAAGAAGCAUUUAUGGAAAACUAUUUUGUCAGUCAACGAGAGAACAUAUUUCGCAAUGUAGAAGUGCUUAUUUAUGUAUUUGAUGUGGAGAGUCGAGAUGAGGAACUUAAAAGAGAUUUAAGAUACUACGAGACUUGUCUUAGUGCAAUUUAUGAAAAUUCUCCGUCUGCAAAGGUAUUUUGUCUAAUUCAUAAAAUGGAUUUGCUGCAAGAAGAUCAACGUGACAAGAUAUUUUCAGACCGGGAAAAUGAAAUAAUUAAUAUGUCCAAACCAGUUGACUGUUCUUGUUUCAAGACAUCAAUUUGGGAUGAAACGUUAUAUAGAGCUUGGUCUUCAAUUGUGUAUAAAUUGAUACCAAAUGUUAAAGAACUUGAACAAAGCUUGACAUUGUUUGCUGAUCUAAUGGACGGUGAUGAAGUAUUAUUGUUUGAACGUGCAACUUUCCUUGUUAUUUCCCAUUGUCAACGAAAUCUACAACGUGAUAUUCAUCGAUUUGAAAAAGUCUCGAACAUCAUAAAACAAUUUAAACUUAGUUGUAGCAAAGUAGCUGCUCAAUUCCAAAGCAUGGAAGUAAGAAAUUCGAAUUUUGCUGCUUUUAUCGAUUUAUUUACAACAAAUACAUAUAUUAUGGUUAUUAUGUCUGAUCCACAUAUUCCUUCAGCUGCCACUUUAUUGAACAUAAAAAAUGCUCGGAAACAUUUUGAAAAAUUAGAACGUUCAAGCCAGUCUCAACAGAACAAGAAAUAAUUACAAUUGAUUAAGCAUAAUUAGAAGACAAACCAGUCUUUUGGUUUAUCAAGAAUAUCAAUUUGUGUAUAUUUAGUGUAGUGUAAUGUACCUAGUGUUUGUGUACUAUUGUACACAUACAAUGAAAUUACUAUUUAUUAAGUUAUAAUAUUACAACUUAUUUGAAUCCUAAAUUUAUAUGAAUUUGUAUAUUUUCCAUCAUAGCUAUUAUUAAAUAAUAAUCAUAAAUUUAUUUUUAUUGAAACUAAUUUUAAAAAAAACUGAAAAACAAAUAAAUUAUCACAAUAUAUAAUUUUUAAUAUUU